This is a messenger RNA of Closterium sp. Yama58-4, 873 nucleotides long. The record is from the annotation of a GenBank genome assembly. NCBI's taxonomy places the organism in Eukaryota, Viridiplantae, Streptophyta, Zygnematophyceae, Desmidiales, Closteriaceae.
AUGAGCAACGGCGUGCGCGCUUCCAAGCCGCUCGUCUCCGCCGCCGCGUCGGCAGCCGCGCGAGCAGCGGCCGCAGCUACGCAAGGCCGGCGCGGCGCGAGUUCCUGGAUCUCCGGGGCCUUGGCGCCUCCCGCGGAGGCGUCGCACCUGUUUGGCAUUCCGAGGCGCGUGGCGAUAGCGACGAUUAGUUCAAUAUCGUACUUUUACAUGAACGUCCUGAAUCGCAUGGAGGUGACCAAUCAGCAGACGCUUCUGGAUCUGGUGCACUCGCGGCCAGCUGGCACGCCGCUCAUCACCGUCAGCAACCACAUGGCAACGAUAGACGACCCGCUGCUGUGGGGCGGGCAGAGGGGACUACGCAUUACGGAUCCCAAGCUGUGUCGCUGGACGCUCACUGCGUCUGAGAUCUGCUUCACCGGCCUCCUCGACUCCUACAUCUUCAGAAUAGGCAAGAGCAUUCCGAUAUCACGAAACCAGGGGGUGUUUCAACCAGGCAUGGACGAGGCCCUGCUGCGGUUACAGCAGGGCGACUGGCUCAACAUCUUCCCAGAGGCGCGCAUCAUUCAGCAGCACGGCCCCCUGCCGCGCCUCAAGUGGGGCCUCGCCAGUCUGCUGGACCGCCUCUGCCCCUCGCUUCCCCCGCCCAUCCUUCUCUGCGUGGGGCAUAGUGGGAUCGAGCGGAUCAUCCCUCAGAACUAUCGCAACAACAAGCGACCGCUGAUACCACUGUGGAACCAGCGUGUGAGUGUGGUGGUGGGCGAGCCUUUCUCCUUUGACCUCCCCUCCCUGCGCCAGCAAGCCAAGGAAGCCGUGCGGCAGAGACUGGAGGCAGUGGUGAUGGAGGCACACGACAGGCAGCAGCGCAUGAAGUGA